This is a messenger RNA of Hyalella azteca, 2943 nucleotides long. RefSeq lists its product as uncharacterized. The record is from RefSeq and is a predicted model, not a curated record. The coding region runs from base 56 to 2401 and encodes 781 amino acids. NCBI's taxonomy places the organism in Eukaryota, Metazoa, Arthropoda, Malacostraca, Amphipoda, Hyalellidae. The transcript has 4 exons.
AGAUUAUUUUACUUCUAAAGGAAAUUAAUUUUUACAAUUUUGAGAUCAAUCAAUCAUGGCAUCUGAAAGAAUAAAUGUGCGCACUGAUAUCAUUAAACCUUUGUGUGAUGAUGAGCUUAGUGUCCAAGAAGAGGAAGCAGGAAAAUCUUACCAUGAUGCUCAGGGGAAUCAGUAUCAAGAGGUUGUGAUUACCUCUGAGGAAGACAUGGAUGUUAUUGAGCCUCAGGUCGAUGGUUUCAUCUGCGUUGAAGGGGGUCAUAUGGUAGUUGAGGCAUCAUUGCUGCAAGAGGAUGAUUCAAAUGAGCAAGAUAUACAUACAAGUAAUUUCAGUGGCAGUAACUAUGGAAACGGCAGGGAAACAAUUAAUUCAAUAGCUGUCCCUGAACCUCAUAUUGUCCAUGGUAGUGAAGCAUUGGUAGAGCCCACAUUCUUUAUUGACAAUCCUGCUACUACUCUUCGCUAUACCAGAACUGUCAUGUCUGCACAGAAAAAGGCCAAGAGAGGUCAGGACAUGCUGUGCCAAUCUUGUCACACUACAUUCAAAGGUCGAACUGAACUCCUGAAGCACCAGCGCACUAUGCAUCCUAAUAUGGCGUCGGGUACUGUCAAGUGCCAGGAGAUUAGAUGUGAUUUUGUCUGUUUUCGUGUCAAUCAACUCCGGGAUCAUCUCACACGUGUUCAUCAACUCCAGAUUAUUGAAGAAGAACUUGAGUUUGCUGACGAAGCAGAAUUCGUAACUUGGAAGGAAGAGUAUGAAACACAUGCAAACUGUCAGUACAGACUAGCAUCUACCAAGGUGAAGGCUUUUCUGCGCUACUACAGCUGCAGUCGCUCAGGCUACUACGUGAAGAAGAACGAUGCCACGCGACGCGCCAAACUCAAAGGAACAAGCAAACUGAACGCUCACUGUGUUGCUGGACUCAUAGUCAGGGGUCUGGAGGACGGCAAGCUGUCAGUAAUGCACACCAAGACCCACUAUGGCCAUGAUCUGGAAGCAACUCAUCUGCGUAUCUCCAAGAGCCAACGCAGUUACAUCAUCGUGCUCUAUGAAUCUGGCAUCCCAAUUAAAGAAAUAAUCAAGAAAGUCAACUCAAUGGAAUCUGCAGAGCAUAAUUUUAUUCUCGGUAGGAAGGAUGUUGUUAACGUCAUCGCUUCUUUCCAGUCAAAGAAGUUAGACUCUGAUUUUUCCGUUACAAGCCCAUAUUCUGUUUGGAAUGUAUACAAUGUUGCUUUAAGGCUGAAAGGAAACAUACUCUUCCACAAAGCCAAAGGAGAACAUUCCCGUGAAGCGCCAACACUGAAAAACUCGGACUUCAUGUUGUGUAUUAUGUCAGAAUUUCAGGAGCGCAGAUUGAAGAACCUGUCAAACCAGGGGGUUGCCCUUCAUAUUGCAAGCGAUAUGAAGUUAGUUGAUGGAUUAGUUAUCAUAUCCCUGUACACUUUCACUCGUACCGCUUCCAAUAAACCUAUUGAUCUCCCACUCGCUACUUGCGUCUGCAAUGCAUUCCACAUCGAUAUUUUACGUGUAUUUUUGGAUGCCAUUAAGCAGAAAUGCGGUCAACUCGAUGUUAAUUACGUAAUUUCUGAAGAGAACAGCAACGAGGUUUAUGGCGUGUGGUGUGAAGUUUUCCAGCGUACACCUCUGCAGGUGAUAGCUCCGUGGUUUAUCCAAGACAGCCUUUGGACUGCACUUGAAACGUUUGUCAUCGGUCAGAGAACUCGUUGGACUCUUAAAACGGCUGUUAACGACUUGUUUUCUGAGACAGACGCUUGGGAAUUUUCUAAGAAACUACAAACUUUUGUGUUGCAGAAGGACGAGAUGCCUUCAUGUCAAAGAUUUAUUUCAGAAUAUUUCAUUCCGACAUUCAUGUCUGCAGGAGUUACUGGGUUCGCUGCAUUUCAUCACAGGAACUUUUCAUCUGACAUCAAGCUCUUGGGCGAGACCACUCUUCCUCUUCGGGAAAAGAUGUUGCAAAGUUGUACUAAAUCGGUUUCCAGAGCUGUGGCUGAUGUUUUGAGAUACGCACAAGCCAGAUCGCACAGUUUACCAGAGAACUCUGCUUUCCACAUUACUAAAUCUGGAGGUAAUAUGUUUGCUAAGAAGACUGAUGAACCAGACGUCCAAGCUAAAAGGGAUGCUGUCAAAUGUCUGCUGACUACCCUGAUCGGGAUGCUUGACGAUGAUAACCUGCCCCUGGAUUAUGAAGACGCCAUGAGCAGGUUGGAUAGAGUUGAGAGCCUCAUUCAGAGAACUCCUCCCGGUGAUGAUGUUAGAAGAGACCCGAUGCGACGAACCAAUAUGUCGCAAAUUACAGUAAAUAACAACAUUCCUGACCAAACAAAUUUUCGAAACUGCGUUCGAGUAAAAGAACGUAAGCGUGUUAUGAAGUUAACUACGUAGCUGAGCUAUCAUUGUUGUUGUGGACCUCCAGAGAAAGGAGAAACUUGCUGAAGGCAGUCCGUUCUCUGAUGUAAAAUCAUGCUAAAAAUUGAUGAACUAAUAUCAUUGGGGAAUAUUUUUCCUAUUGAAUGAUUUCGAAAAUUCAUUACUCAUAUUUACAUUCUUUUCAUGUAACACCGUUUCCUAAAGGUUAUUUUGUACGUAGCCUUUACUUCGUUCUAUUUGAAUGACAUUGAUUUGCUUACAGGAGUCCCAUUUUACUGGACAUUAGCAAUGAAUAUACAGUAAAUCAAUUCAUUCAUCUGAAAUUUAUCAAUGUCUCUGUGCACUGCUGAUUAUUGCGUUUGCACCUCUCGUGCCGGACGCUUGCCUUGCAAUUCAUCGCACUUCUUCGUUCAUUGAGACCCUUUAGUGUGAAGCUAAAUAUUUUUGUAUGGAGUAAUUAUUUGCAAGCUGUACUGUAACCUGACGCGAGGUGAGUGAUAACCAAGUGUGUUCUGGCUUCAGCAGUUCUUCUUGAGUAAACUUGCCUGAAAAUGAAA